AUGAAGAUUUGCGUGCUGGGCGACGCGGUGCACUGCGAGCAGGCGCAGCGGGCGGGCAUCCCGUUCAAGAGCGUCGAUGACUUGAAGAAACUGAACAAGAACAAGAAGCUCGUCAAGAAGCUGGCGCAGUCUUUCGACGGCUUCCUGGCCUCGCAGGUGCUGAUCCCGCAGAUCCCCAGGCUUUUGGGCCCCGGCCUCAACAAGGCCGGCAAGUUCCCGACCCUGGUGCAGCACACCGACGUCCUCGAGAACAAGGUGACCGACAUGAAGAGCCAGGUGAAGUUCCAGCUGAAGAAGGUGCUCUGCAUGGGCGUGGCCAUUGGCAACGUCAACAUGACCCCCGAGGAGCUGAGGAUGAACUCGCUGAUGGCGAUCAACUUCCUCGUGUCGCUGCCCCGCCGAAGGUCGCUGCUGAAGAAGAACUGGAACAACAUCAAGCGCCUGCACAUCAAGAGGCGCCUCGCGCCGCAUGUCCCCGCGGCCCGCCGCGCGAUGCCCCCGGGCUGCCCGCCCGCGGGAGGGGCCCCGGGCGGCGCUGGCGGCGAGCGGCCCGCGCUCGUCGUGGACGUGGGGGCCGCCGGCGGGCGCUUCGGGCCCCCGGGGCAGCCGGCGCCGGGGUGGACGGUCUCGCACGAUGGCGCCGGGCUCGAGGGCGGGGUCCUGCGCCGGCCGUACGGCUACGUGGAGGGGGAGGGGGUCACGCUGGACGCGGCGGCGCUGGAGGCGUGCUUGCGGCACGGGCUUGCGCACGCGCCCGAGGCCUUUGCGGCCCCCGGCCACUCCUGCCCCUCGCUGCUCGUGGCCGAGCCGACGCAGGCGACGGCCGCCAUGCGGCGGGAGGUUGCCGCCGUGCUCUUCGAGAGCCUGGGAGCGCCGAGGGCCUUCCUGGCGAAGAGGGCCUCCCUCAGCGCCUACGCCCACGGCCACACCACAGCCGUGGUUUUGGACGUGGGCGCCUCCCACAGCUGCUGCGCGGUGGUUGCGGAGGGCUGGGUGGCGCCAGAGCGCGUGCUGGACUGCGCGGUGGGCGGCGACCUCCUCGACGCGCGCCUGCUGGAGCGGCUGGAGGCCGUCGGCGCGGAGGUGGGAGGCGCGGGCGCGCCGCCAGCGGCGCGCCUCGCGGCGGCGCGGCGUGUCCGGGAGGGCGCGGCGAAGGUGUCGCUGCCCGACGGCACCGGCCUCGACCUGGCCGCCCAGGCGGUAAAGCCGUUGUUCUGCGCGCCCCCAGCGGGCGCCGGCCGACCGCUGGCGGUGCGGCGGGUGGGCGGCGGUGAGGCCUACCGCGGACUACAGUGGAUGAUAGUCGCAUGCGUGACGGCCAAAGAUGAGACGCACCUUCCCGUGACACCGAAGCAGCUUCGACGUUGCAUUUUAUUGACGGGAGGAUGCUCUCGAUCCGACGGCUUCGCGGACCGGGUCGAGGCGGAGCUGCGGGGCGUGCGCGAGCCGUGGCUGGCGGAGGCCGACGGCGGCCCCCGCUGCUGGGGCGGGGCGCGCAGCGGCGGCGGCGCCGCGGCGGGCAGCGCGGGGCCGCCGGCGGGCGCCGCGCCGCUGGAGUUCGGCAGCUGGAGAGACCGGCGCGGCCAUCUUGGCGAGUCUGGGCUCCUUCGAGGACCCCCGGAAUUCUGGGUCACCAAGGCCGACUACGAAGAGAGAGGCUCCGAUGUGUUCGCCGAGAGGUGCCCUUAG
Prorocentrum cordatum is the source of this 1689-nucleotide messenger RNA. The record is from the annotation of a GenBank genome assembly. NCBI's taxonomy places the organism in Eukaryota, Dinophyceae, Prorocentrales, Prorocentraceae.